This is a messenger RNA of Magallana angulata, 1676 nucleotides long. RefSeq names its product multiple epidermal growth factor-like domains protein 10. NCBI's taxonomy places the organism in Eukaryota, Metazoa, Mollusca, Bivalvia, Ostreida, Ostreidae. The transcript has 11 exons. Gene Ontology annotation, molecular function: scavenger receptor activity. The coding region runs from base 1 to 1587 and encodes 528 amino acids. The record is from RefSeq and is a predicted model, not a curated record.
AUGGACUACAACACUUGCCUACUUAUAUAUCUGGCAGGGUUACCUGUAAUACUCGCAUAUGAUGAUUUAUCUUAUAAUAAACUCGCUACCCAAUCACCGAUAUACCCUAGUUCUAAUACGUUAUAUUUCGCACGUAAUGCCGUCGAUAGAAAUUCAUCAACGUGUAUGAGGACUGACUUAAUAGGACGCCAUUCUCAUUACAAGAAGAUGUGGUGGAAGGUGGAUCUUGGUGGAAUUCACAACAUUUAUAGCAUUGACAUCCUGUUUAAAACCUACGACAGUUACGAAAAGCGACAGCGGGGUCGAUUCGCCGGAUUUUCCCUGUAUGUAUCAAACAACGGUGAAAUAAAGGAUUCCAUUCUGUGUUACAAGGACGGACCUCAGUUACCGCCCCUGAAUUUUACAUCCUUGUGUACAGAGUACGGACGCUAUGUCAUCUUUUACAAUGAACGACUGGAUGGAAAUGUCUACCCAGAAGGCUAUGAAAUUGGCUUUGUUUUCACAGAGCUGUGUGAAGUCAUUGUACAUGGUUGUAACAAAUCUGGAGUGUAUGGCGUUAAGUGUGACACACCUUGCCCCACAAACUGUAAGCACAACGUGUGUCAUAUACAGAAUGGGACAUGUUAUGGUUGUCAACCUGGAUGGAUGGGAACUAGGUGCUUUAUAAAAUGUAGAGAAGGAUGGUAUGGUGCAAACUGUAGUCACCAUUGUGUAGGACAUUGUAGAGAUGGGACGACUUGUAAUCACGUGACUGGUCGGUGUGACAGAGGAUGUGAUGCUGGGUGGACAGGGUUAUUUUGUGACAAAGAGUGCAUUGAUAGGACUUAUGGAUACGACUGUGUCAACAACUGUAGUAGUCACUGUUUGGGAGAUUCCUCGUGUAACAAACAGACUGGUCACUGUGACAGAGGUUGCAACGCAGGAUACACUAAUAGCUAUUGUAGCAAAGCUUGUCCACAUGGAUAUUAUGGAGUGGAAUGCAGAGGCAUAUGUAGUGGACAUUGUAUGAGAGAAGAACCAUGUGACCAUGUCAGUGGAGAGUGUUCUAAUGGUUGUCAGGACGGGUAUACUGGAGUACGCUGUAACAUAUUUUGCAGAGACGGCUAUUACGGCAGACACUGUUCUUAUGUUUGUCCCUUUACCUGUCUGACAUGUCGACACACAGACGGACUGUGUACUUGUAAGGCAGGAUGGACGGGCCCCAGAUGUAAUGAAGAAUGUUUUCAGUCUUUUGGAGUGAACUGUCAAUAUCAAUGCAGUGAAUUCUGUGUAAACCGAACAUGUGACAGAUUCAAUGGAAGUUGUUUGUAUGGUUGUAUGGAUCACAAAAAAUGUUAUGAAGACACAGCUAAUCUACAGAAAGUUGAUCCAAAGCUGACAGUGCCACCUUCCAUGGCAUGGAUGGUUGGUUUCUCAAUAUCACUUGCCAUCAACGUUUUCGUUAUCAGUGCCAUUUUGAUUAGGCUAUGGAAAAAAAGAAGUAAACGCCCUCAAAAUCAGAGUGAUACCAAUGAUGACGGCUCUCAUUACCAAGAACUCAGUGUAUCUAAAGGGGACAAAACGUACCAAACUCUGACAGUUACGUGAUUAAACUUAUGCCAUGGUAUUUGUCAAUAUGCAGCAUAAACUAAAAUGUAAUACAAAAUAAAUAUGUGAAGGUUAUUGAAAAAAAAACA